UGAAUAAUUAACAAUGUUUAAUGGAACCAAAGCAUUUUCGAAGAAUGGUAAUAAGCCCAGAUUUGGAAGUGAGGAAUAUCAUCAGGCUAUUAAAGCCUCUGGUGGAGAAACCAAGAAAAGAAAGCCAAUGAAUAAGAGAUUCAAGCGAUGCUAUACCCUUGAUGUGACUUCAGACCAAAUGUUUAGAUUUAAUAACGCUGAAAGGAAAAGCAAGGCCUCUGAUAACCCUCCUGACAAGAAUCUAUCAAGGAAACUUGAAUACGAGGAAAAUAAUAUGUUUAAAACUAAUGGAUGGGGACUAAUCCUAAAUUAUGUCUCAGGUAAGGAUGAGAAGUCUCAGGUCAACAAAGUCAUCAAAGACUUGAAUGACACCAAGAAGAAUUUCAAUAGAUCAAAAACAUCAGUGAGUCCAGCUAGAUUUUUGCAAGGAUGUAAAAAGAUUAGUGUAAAAGCAGCACCUAAGAAGAACUUCCUCUACGAUCCUUCUGUAUACCGAGCCGAUAGGAACUUCAGUACCAAGAAAAUAAAUGCAAUUAAGGAAGAUUUGUCGAAAAUGACAGAAGAUUUCGAAAACCAUUCUCAUAUUAUCCAAAGUUUAAAAGAUAAAUGAGUCAGGUCAAAUGGAAGAACUUGUUCACCUCUGAAGGAGAAGGUGAUAAACAUUCGGAGCUUUCUAUCCCCAACUCCAACAAACUAUAUGAAGCCUAAGCAAGACUCAAUGACUUCCGAUAGCUUCCAGAAGCCAGUCUUAAAUGCCGAUUUAAAAUAAAGUUAGCAGCAAAACGAAAAAGAAGGAAGCUCUUGAUUACAUCAGAAAAUAUGUUAACAAAGGGAGAAUUUUCAGCCAGCCUCUGAACAAUGUGACACUUUCAGCCGGAAAUAGUAGUAUUUUUAGACAAAAUAUGGAUGCCAAAUUAAGCCAGAUUAUAAGUUGAAUCAAAGGGAACAUCGCUAAGAUUACUAAGCUGGAAAAACGAAAGAAUAGCAAUUACUUCAAGUACCAGAAUGAGUCAGAGAUGAUAGAGGAAGAACUUAAUGACUCAGAAUCCAUGUCCGAAAGUGAUUAUUCAGAAAGCACUGUUCAGAAAGAAAAGAACAAGAACUCUAAUUUAUAUCUACUUCAAGUUAAGAAGGAGAAGUAUCAACAAAUAUUGACUCUUUGCUUUAAGUUUAAGAGCUUUAAGAGGUAUAUUGAUACUAGCCACGUCAAUCAGAAAUUACAAGUCAGUGAGAAUAAGCUUAAGUCCUCUGUUGUUAGAUUCAUCAAACAAGUUGAGGAAAUUCUAGCUGAUGAGAUCGAAAACGAUAAAGACUUCUUAUUCCUCCUCAAAUUAUGAAAGAGAAUGCUUAUUUUAAACACUAAGGAGAAUCCCAAGACUAAAACAAUUUCACGGAAAUUCAAGCCCCUUCUAAGAACCGAAAUCAGGUCCAUGAGUCCCAAGAAGGAUAUGAAAAACUUGAAAUACACUAAGGCCAAAAAGCUAAGGUUGAAACGUAUUAAAAGGCACAAGAUAAUUCAAAACUAUAACAAAGAAAUCAGGUCUAUUUCUUCAAAAUUAGGAAAGUUCUCUCGGAAGCACAACUCAUUCAAAAUACAGAACAAAAGGAGGACUAAAAGACUUUUCAGCCCGAAGCCAUACACCAGGCCUCUUGAAGACCUCCUUGCAGAUAGAUUUCUGAAAUGAAUGAACCGGCUAUCUAAACGUAAGAGGAAAAGAAGGAUUUUCUCAGCUGGCAGGGCCAGAGCCAGGGACCCCCAGCUGACCAUUACUGAUGAGAUUCUUGAAAUGAAUUUUGUAUAA
Moneuplotes crassus is the source of this 1802-nucleotide messenger RNA. NCBI's taxonomy places the organism in Eukaryota, Ciliophora, Spirotrichea, Euplotida, Euplotidae. The record is from the annotation of a GenBank genome assembly.